Messenger RNA from Mya arenaria, 789 nucleotides. RefSeq lists its product as uncharacterized. The transcript has 3 exons. The record is from RefSeq and is a predicted model, not a curated record. NCBI's taxonomy places the organism in Eukaryota, Metazoa, Mollusca, Bivalvia, Myida, Myidae. Bases 1 to 789 code for a protein of 262 amino acids.
AUGUUAAGUAAAAAAGUCACUGGACCCACAAUCCAAGUUAUUGAAGGUAUUGAGCCUGACGAGGAUAGUGGGGAACGAGAAGACGCCAGGACGGACUCGUCCAAACGUCUGGUUCUACACAGCGCAGAAGAUCAGGCGGCGGAAAUUAACAGCCUGAAGCAGACGAUAGCCUCCAUGCAGACUACAAUAACAUCAUUACAGGCAGAUUUCCAAGCGUUGCAAAACGCCCACACGUCAUUGAAUGGUCAAGUUAAUACAAUGACCACCCAAACAGAGUUUGGGCGGAAAAACAUACAUAGUUUUUGUUUAGGCUAUACGUCCGGAAAGCGUUACGAUGACGUUGGAAGCGGUGUUGAUACGUUCUGUUUGCCGGAGGAGCCGUUGUGGGGAAAGUACAGUGACGCAUCUAACGGUUAUAGAGCGUAUAUCUACGGUAGUGAAAUACAUCAUGAUGCCAGUGAUAAUGAAUUUCCAUAUGCCGUUCAUAACCAGGAUAUGCCAUGCGCCGUGUGCUUGUCUGAGCGUGCACUAAACUUGAUGAUCCCGGGAAGAACAGCCUGCUACCCUGGCUGGACGCUCGAGUAUUCAGGCUACAUGAUGACAAAUGUGCAAGGCAGAGAAAGUGGCCAGGAUACCAUCUGCGUUGAUGACCACCCCGAGUUUCUUGACCAUGGGGGUAGCGAUGACAGCCAGCACAUCCUGUACCUGGUAGAAGCUCAAUGUGGGUCCCUACCUUGUCCUCCAUACGUCAACAACAGAGAACUGCCGUGCGCUGUCUGUUCUAAAUAA